Molecule: messenger RNA, 4059 nt
Organism: Talpa occidentalis (Iberian mole)
Lineage: Eukaryota; Metazoa; Chordata; Mammalia; Eulipotyphla; Talpidae
Gene: COLGALT1
Product: collagen beta(1-O)galactosyltransferase 1
Exons: 12
Coding region: 39-1910 (623 amino acids)
Molecular function (GO): procollagen galactosyltransferase activity
Source: RefSeq, a predicted model, not a curated record
GCCGGCAUAAAAGCGGCUUAAAGGCGACGCGUGGCGCGAUGGCGGUGGUCCCACGCGUGUUCCGGCGGCGCGGGCGGCCGCUCCCCGCGCUGCUGUUGCUGCUGCUGCUGGCGCUGCCACCUCCUGGGGGCCCGCCGGGCGCCGCCGCCUACUUCCCCGAGGAGCGCUGGAGCCCGGAAUCGCCGCUGCAGGCGCCGCGAGUGCUCAUUGCGCUGCUGGCGCGGAACGCGGCCCACGCGCUGCCUGCCACCCUGGGCGCGCUGGAGCGGAUUCGGCACCCACGGGAGCGCACCGCGCUAUGGGUGGCCACAGACCACAACACAGACAACACGUCAGCUGUGCUGCGGGAGUGGCUGGUGGCCGUGAAGAGUUUAUACCACUCUGUGGAAUGGCGGCCAGCAGAGGAUCCCAGGUCCUACCCGGAUGAAGAGGGCCCCAAACACUGGUCUGACUCGCGCUACGAGCAUGUCAUGAAGCUGCGCCAGGCGGCUCUGAAGGCGGCCCGGGACAUGUGGGCUGAUUACAUCCUGUUCAUGGAUGCGGACAACCUGAUUCUCAAUCCUGACACGCUGACCCUGCUCAUGGCUGAGAACAAAACCGUGGUGGCCCCCAUGUUGGAUUCCCGGGCUGCAUACUCCAACUUCUGGUGUGGGAUGACCUCCCAGGGUUACUACAAGCGCACGCCUGCCUAUAUCCCCAUCCGCAAGCGGGACCGCCGGGGCUGCUUUGCGGUUCCCAUGGUGCACUCAACCUUUCUAAUUGACCUGAGGAAGACAGCAUCCCGGAACUUGGCGUUCUACCCUCCGCACCCUGACUACACGUGGUCCUUUGAUGACAUCAUCGUUUUUGCAUUUUCCUGUAAGCAGGCAGAGAUCCAGAUGUAUGUCUGCAACAAGGAGGUAUACGGCUUCCUGCCUGUGCCACUGCGUGCCCACAGCACCCUCCAGGAUGAGGCUGAGAGCUUCAUGCAUGUGCAGCUGGAGGUCAUGGUGAAACACCCUCCUGUGGAACCCUCCCGGUUCAUCUCUGUGCCCACUGCCAUGCCGGACAAGAUGGGCUUUGACGAGGUCUUCAUGAUCAACCUGAAGCGGCGGCUGGACCGGCGGGAGCGCAUGCUACGGGCUCUGCAGGCACAGGGGAUCGAGUGCCGGCUGGUGGAGGCGGUGGAUGGCAAGGCCAUGAACACUAGCCAGGUGGAGGCACUGGGCAUUCAGAUGCUGCCAGGUUACCGGGAUCCCUACCACGGUCGGCCCCUCACCAAGGGUGAGCUGGGCUGCUUCCUCAGCCACUACAACAUCUGGAAGGAGGUUGUGGACCGGGAGCUGCAGAAAUCACUAGUUUUUGAGGAUGACCUGCGCUUUGAGAUCUUCUUCAAGAGGCGCCUGAUGAACCUCAUGCGGGAUGUGGAGAGGGAGUCUCUGGACUGGGACCUCAUCUAUGUAGGCCGGAAGCGGAUGCAGGUGGAACACCCCGAGAAGGCUGUACCCCGCGUGAGGAAUCUGGUGGAGGCUGAUUACUCAUACUGGACACUGGCGUACGUGAUCUCUCUGCAAGGUGCCCGCAAGCUGCUGUCUGCCCGGCCACUCUCCAAGAUGCUGCCUGUGGACGAGUUCCUGCCAGUCAUGUUUGACAAGCACCCAGUGUCCGAGUACAAGACCCACUUCUCUCCCCGUAACCUGCUUGCCUUCUCUGUGGAGCCCCUGCUUGUUUACCCUACACACUACACAGGUGAUGACGGGUAUGUAAGCGACACAGAGACCUCAGUUGUGUGGAACAAUGAACAUGUAAAGACCGACUGGGACCGUGCCAAAUCCCAGAAGAUGCGCGAGCAGCAGGCACUGAGCCGGGAGGCCAAGAACUCGGAUGUACUGCAGUCCCCACUGGACAGUGCUGCCCGUGAUGAGCUCUGAGUGGCAGUGGCCAAAACACCAAAGCAACCAUCAUUAGCCCAGUCUCCACAUGCUUGCCAGGGACAGUAGAGCCCCCUUGCAUACCUCUGGGAGGCUGCAUGGGGCUUGCCACACAGGGCAGUGUCCAACCUUCUCUUAUUCAGCAGUGAUAUGCACACAGGCAUUAAUGGAGUACCUGUUGUAUGCCAGGGCUUGGCACUGGGAGAUUGCAUGGGACCUAACUAUCAUCUUCACAUGUGCCCAACACUAAGCAUUUGCUCUGUACCACGUUCCUGUGUUAUGGAUGUAAAUGAGGCCUAAUUAUUUUCUCAAUUAGUGAUUGGUUCAGUCAUCAAGCAUUUAUUGAUUCUCCCACCAAGAAUCAGUCAUUAGUUAAUACAUAUUGUUUUAAUUCAUUCAAGUAUUUAUUGAGUACCUACUGUAUGUUGGGCAGCAGUCUAGGCUCCAGGAGUAUUGGAGGAAUUUAUCCAGGAUAAACAAAACAAAAUAUCCAGGAAUUUAUCCAGGAUAAACAAAACAUUUUCACUUACUCUAACACAUUUUGUGCACCUAUUAUGUGCCUGGUACUUGUGACACAAAGAUAAAUUCUUCAUUUAGCACAUUUAUUAAGUGCCUACUGUGUGCUGGGAGUUGAGCUAGAUGCUGGGGAUAGAGAUAAACAGGUGCUUUUCAUUUUUAAGUCAAUUUCUUCCUCACAUCUGAAGAACACCUACUAUGUGCAUGAUAAUAGUGAUACAAAACAGUAUGACAAUUAUUCAGUCAGCAAUCUUGAUCACUGACAUGUGAGCUGGGAUACAGAGAUGAAUAACAUGAGUCCUUUCAUCAUGCAGCAGGCAUUGAACACUUACUGUGUACCAGACCUCGUGGACUUUUAAUAGGGCUAGAGAAUGGUUGAAUUUGUUCUUCUCACCUCCCUAUUACCCAAGCUAUGUGCAGACAAUGCCCUCCCCCCUCUCCAGCCCCACUGCCCAGGAGGGAGGGUGGCUCUUCCCUUACCAGGGGCAGCCAUGAGUCCCAGUGACCACUUGGCUACAUACAGGUCCCCCUUGACCCAGCCCCCCUGGAGGGGGCAAGGGAUGAAGCUGGGGGCUGGGUCUCCUGUGCCUACUCCUGGUCCUGUUUGCUUGACCUCCCUGCCCUGCAUCUCAGGUGUGGUCUCUGCCUGCUUGAUGGGGUUCCUCUAUCCAAGCCUUUGGUGGGAUCAUGUAUUUGGGGGCCUUGUGCAGCUCUGCCUCAGCGCAGGCUGGCUUCAGCUGGGAGCAAAUGUCAGAGCCAGCCAGCAGUGCUUCACUCUUAGGAGUAAUUGCUUUCCAGGUCAGGUGCUGGAUAACUUGCCUUUUUUUUUUUUAAUUAAAUGCUUCUGGUUGGUUUUCAUGUAAGUCAGUGUUCUCUUCUUGGUCCAAUUUUACUCAUUGCCAACAUGUUACCUACACUCCUCACCUCUGCUGUCUCAUAACAGGAUACGGAGGGAGGUUUGAAAUCCCCAGAAAACAAUCCUCAAGGUGAAGGUUUGAGGGAAUGAGAAUUAUUCAGGAAGUGACCCCAGGAGGUGGUGGUGGGGAUAUCAGUCAAGGAAGGAAAGAGCCCUCCAGGGGGCAUCAAUAAGCAGUUGACUCUGUGGGCGAUGGAGGACUUCAAGGCAACUUGAGUAGAGUAUACCCCAUAAGGUCCCACCCGAGGGCCAAGGAAGGUGAGGCAUUUAUUCACAUCCAACUGCAUCUGGGUUUCUGUGUCAAAUAGUUAAGGUUUGUCAAGAUCAUUGAGCUCUUAGGGCAUUUAGGCACAUCUGGAGGUUUUUAUAAAAUAACACAGAUGUAUGAUCCUUGUAGAAAAAUGGGGACAGACAGCUAAGCAAGUGGAAAAGGCAAAAUUAAAUCACACUUCCUCAACAGCAACACCCACUAUUUUGGUGGAAUACCUUCUAGCCUUACCCACUUGCCUGGUGCAAGUGGCUGCAUGUUUUUAAAAAGAGGAUCAUGUUCUAUCAGCUGUGUUGCAACUCCUCUUCCCUCUCUGCUCCAAACAACAAUUUAUUUCAUAAACACGGGAUGAAAUUGUACCUGUUUUUUCAGCAAAUUUCCUUUUUGAUUGAAUAAAGUAUUGUGGAUGUUUUAAUCAGCACAGAUGUCUACCAGUCCUUUUAGGAUUG